Messenger RNA from Drosophila melanogaster (fruit fly), 1562 nucleotides. RefSeq lists its product as uncharacterized. Bases 68 to 1375 code for a protein of 435 amino acids. The record is from RefSeq and is marked reviewed. NCBI's taxonomy places the organism in Eukaryota, Metazoa, Arthropoda, Insecta, Diptera, Drosophilidae. Gene Ontology annotation, molecular function: nucleic acid binding; RNA binding. The transcript has 3 exons. Gene Ontology annotation, cellular component: nucleolus.
GCACACUUUUGGGCCACCACACGUGUAGAAAAAACAUAUUAUUGAUAAAGUGCUAAUUUGUGCAAGAAUGAAAACACCAAAAGCGAAAGAAUCAGAAAAGGCUGAAUUAAAGCCGAUUAAAAAAGAGCCAGGCGUCGUGGAGGAUGGUAAAGUGACAAAGAAAUCAAAGACGAAGCCCAAAAAGAAGACGGUUAAAGUGCCAAAAGAUGAAGUAAAGGCCGCUGUCCAGGAAAGUCCCAAAAAAUUGUCCGCCAAAGACCUGGCCAAGAUCGAAAAAAAGAAGGCCAAGAAGCAGGCACAGAAGCUGAAGAAGCAGCAAAACAAACUGGCGCCCAAGGAGAUCAAAACGGAACCAGAAGCGCAGGUUAAAGUCGAAAGUAAGGCCACCAAAAAGGAAAAAGUGGAGAAGGAACCAACGACUGCUCCAAAUGAAAAACCAAAAGGAAAAGUGUCUAAAAAAGCCAAAGCCAAUGCCAAUAACAAGGACGAAGAAGGAGUUAAGCGGAUCCGCAAUCCUGCAGAAGAGGCGUCCACCGUUUUCGUGGGGAAUUUGCCAAUCAACACCAAACGUGUACAGCUGGUGAAAUUGUUCCAGCCAUAUGGGUUGGUUCAAUCCAUCCGGCUGCGCACCGCCGGUGGUAAGCAGCUUUUCAAGCACAAACAGCGCAAGGUAGCCGGCUCCCUGAACGCCUACGUGGUGCUCGAGAAACCCGAGAUUGCCCAGCAAGCGCUGGCUCUUAAUGGCUCCGAGUUCAAGGAAAAUCACCUGCGGGUGACUCCCGCGUCUAUGGCGGAGAAAUUCGGCCAGGCAAAGGAUAAGCAGCCCAGUGACAAGGAUGCCAAGCGAACCAUUUUCGUUGGCAGCCUAAAGUACUCGGCCACCGAGGAGCAGCUGCGAGAGAUCUUCUCCAGUUGCGGCGAAAUAGACUACAUUCGCUGCCUGCAGGAUGGCGACAAGGGCUGCAAAGGAGUAGCAUACGUCUGUUUCCAAAAGCCCGAUGCUGUGGGACUAGCUCUUGAACUUAAUCAGACGCUUCUAGAUGAUAGGCCUAUCAACGUGGAGCGCUAUCAAGUCAAAAAACUGGGUGCCAAGCAAGUGCGCGAUGCUGCCGCCGCCUCAGCUGCUUCGAAAACGUCCUCAAAGACCAAAGCUAAGAACCAGAAUUCUGCGGGCGCAAAAAAAAGGCUAGACAAGAAGAAGGGCAAGGAGAACGGUAGUUUGAAAAAAGAAGGAGCACCUACUGGUCAAAAGAAGAAGUCAGAGUACCGGGGCGUCAAAGUCGACGGCAUCAAGAAGGCUAAGAAGCCUAAAAAGAAAAGCAAUGACCAACAAACGGCUCUUGCCAAAAAAAUAGCACCCAAGCAAAAGAGUUAAUAUACAUUUAGACUAGGCAUAAGGUUUGAAAUAAGUUGAAACUCAAUUCAAUGAGAUUCGUUUGACUUUCUGUUACGAAGUUAACCACCGGAUCAGUUUCCGUAGCGGACACUAGAUUGAUUAUGUUGACCAAGUAAUCGUUGAAAGAUUACUCAGAGAACAACUUAAAAAUAAAAUGCAAAAUUUU